AUGUUUAAAAAAUUGCACUUUGUCUUUCUGUUAUUAUGUUUGCUGCAAAGCAAAAAAUUCACAUUUGGUAAAACCGAAGAUUCAUCCGAUCUCCCAGACCCCAGUCAGUUCAUCGUGUGGGGUCCAGGGCUGGACAACAGGGUCGUUCUGCCUGUUUAUUAUUUUUUCGUGCAAAUGGUUGACAGUCAGGGAAAUAACAUAACAUCAUCACUGGGACCGGAUGUGAUCAAACUUAGCAUGGAAUCCAAACAUUAUUCGCAUCUUAGGAUCAGUAUGCAAGUUCUCGACAGACACGAUGGUGUGUACAUAAUAAGGUACAAACUAUUUCAAACGUACAAAGACCUGAAGCUGAAGUUGACAUUUAGGGACCAACCCAUCUCAACAUUCCCACAUUUGUUGAAAGGUUGCUGUUACAAUGAAGAUUGUUACUGUCCUAAAAAAUCACUCGCUAGAUGGCUGGGGACGCUGAACUGCCCGAAAAGUUAUGACCAAAUCGACAAAGACUUCAAAGCAUUUAGGCGGAUCAACAUGACGAGAAUGUACAAAAGAAUGAUGGUGGAGUUCAAUAAGCCCUAUCAAAUGAGCGUCAUACACUAUGUUGUUAAGGAUAAUAAGUUGUACAGGGAGACAUUGGGCGAAUAUGUCGGCUUCAAGAUGUUCUCAGAUGCGAUGCUCAUGUCUCUCAUGAGAAAAGUCAAAUUACCUGACCUCGACUUUUUCUGGAACCUCGGAGACUGGCCGCUGGUUCGGAGGACAAGUGCCCAUCGUUACCCCAUGGUGUCUUGGUGCGGCUCGGACGAUACGUUCGAUUUCGUCGUGCCCUCCUACGAGAUGACCACCUCCACACUCGAUGCCAUGUACAGAGUGGAGAAGGACAUGUUAUCAAUGGAACACUAUCGUAACAUUGACUGGUCGUCAAAAACUGACCUGGCUUUCUGGAGAGGGAGAGAUAGUAGUAGAGAGAGGUUGAAGCUAGUGAGGCUGUCACAGAAGCAGAAGGAUGUUGUGGACGCCGAACUGACACACAUCUUCUUCUUCAGGGACGAGAAGGAUCUGAAGACUGUCAACUCGACUCCCUUUUUUGAUUUUUUUAAGCACAAGUACCAGAUUAACAUGGACGGCACGGUAGCAGCCUACAGACUCUCCUACCUACUUGCUGGCGGCUCCCUCGUCUUCAAACAGCAGUCCAGCUACUACGAACACUUCUACAACCUCCUCCAGCCCUUCGUCCACUACGUGCCCCUCAGCUCCGACAUCGAGGAUCUCAUGGAGAGGCUUCAGUGGGCCAAGGAUCACGAUGACGAGGUCCGGGAUUUUCCGAUUUUGCUUUGGAUCGUCGGGAUUUAGGGCCCAGACGAUAGUUAAGAACGCAUUCAACUUUGCCCAUGACAACUUGCUCGCCGUCAACAUCUACUGUUACCAUGGGGUUUUCUUCAAGAGGUAUUCCGAACACCUGGUAUCGAAUGUCGACAUAUACGAAGGUAUGGAAGAAGUGACCGGAAGUAGCAAGAGCGAGGAGUGUGUCUGUGAUGAU
Helobdella robusta is the source of this 1534-nucleotide messenger RNA. RefSeq lists its product as hypothetical. The transcript has 11 exons. Bases 1 to 1347 code for a protein of 448 amino acids. Lineage: Eukaryota; Metazoa; Annelida; Clitellata; Rhynchobdellida; Glossiphoniidae. The record is from RefSeq and is a predicted model, not a curated record. Gene Ontology annotation, cellular component: endomembrane system. Gene Ontology annotation, molecular function: glucosyltransferase activity.